Messenger RNA from Trichoderma gamsii, 1488 nucleotides. RefSeq lists its product as hypothetical. The transcript has a single exon. Gene Ontology annotation, molecular function: protein binding. The coding region runs from base 1 to 1488 and encodes 495 amino acids. NCBI's taxonomy places the organism in Eukaryota, Fungi, Ascomycota, Sordariomycetes, Hypocreales, Hypocreaceae. The record is from RefSeq and is a predicted model, not a curated record.
AUGGACGCUUUAACCGACGACCCUCUGGCCAACCUCUCUGCCGCUGAUCGCCUAGCACUACUGCGUGCCGUCAUGGCGGAAGACUCUGAUUUUGAGGACGAUGAACCUGCGGGAACAACUGACGAGGGGAGGGGAUCUGAGGUUCCUUCCCACCAAGCCGCUAUCGCCAUGAUGGACAUGGCAAGACGGUUCGUACAGAAUGAACCCAUCGUCAACGCCGCCGUGCGUGGAGAUAUAUCCCGCCUAGAGGGUCUUGGUCGGCAGCCUAGGGUCAACGUCAACGUCAGAGACGGGCUAGGAGAAACGGCACUCUUCGCUGCCGUUUGCCACGAUCACCUCGAAGCCGCUGCCCUUCUACUCGAGGCAGGAGCAGAUCCUAAUAUCGAGUGCUCCGUCUCGUGGGCGGCACUUCAUGCCGUGAGCCGCAGCGGUAACGAGGCCAUGGCCGCCCUCUUGCUCAAGUGGAAGGCCAACACCGAGGUCCGGGACAGCAAGGGCUGGGUUCCGCUUCAUGUGUCCAGCCUCUACGGUACCAAUGGCGUGGCAACCAUACUGCUUGACGGGAAAGCGGAUCCAAAUGCACGAGCAAAUGAUAAUCGGAUUCCUCUGCAUACUGCAGUGGACUACGGACACGUAGAGGUGAUCCGGAAUCUAGUUAGGCACGGUGCCCAGCUGGACGCUAAAGACAACGAAGGCCAAACGCCACUUCACAUAGCGGCAAUGGAGAGGCCGUUUCCUCCUCCGGUAUCCCUGCUCCUGGAUCUUGGAGCGAAUCCCCAGUUAGCAGACGGGAACGGGAACACACCCCUCCAUCUCGCCGUCAUAGCCGGCCACGAUCCCACUCUAGCUGUUGCCCCUCUGCUCCGAAAAGGGAUCGACCCGAACAUCGCCGCUGCUGACGGCUGGACACCACUUCUGUUUGCGAUUCAGCAGAUGAACAAGCUAGAUGACCGGUGCGAGGCUGUCCUUAAGGCCCUCCUCGAAGAAAGCCUCACAGAUGUAAACCGCAUCUCAUCACUCUCCCACGGCGACACCACGCCUCUGAUCCUAGCUAUCGAGACCCGAUGCAAACGGGCAGUAGAGCUUCUCUUAGCUCAUAACGCGGACGUCAAUCUUGCGACAGAGCGAGGCGGACAACUUUUCCGCCCCAUUGUCCAAGCAGCCGCCUGCCACAGCCCAGAAGAGCCCGAGAUCCUCCGGCUCCUCCUCGACGCUGGCGCAGAUCCCAAGGAGAAGACGGAGGACGACAUCACGCUGGCGCAUAUCACCGCCCUUAAAGGGUCCCCGAACUCCCUGCGCCUCCUGCUGCAGCGCGGAGCUGACGCCAAUGCCGCUGAUAUGCUCGGCGGGACGCCGCUUCACAUCGCCGCACGACACAGCCACCCGGAGUGUGUCUCGGUACUCCUCGCACACGGCGCGGACGUCGACGCCAUGACCAGCGACAAGAGGACGCCGCCGCACGACGCGGCGAGGAGGGCAGAUGAGUAG